Messenger RNA from Haliotis rufescens (red abalone), 830 nucleotides. RefSeq lists its product as uncharacterized. The transcript has 4 exons. The record is from RefSeq and is a predicted model, not a curated record. NCBI's taxonomy places the organism in Eukaryota, Metazoa, Mollusca, Gastropoda, Lepetellida, Haliotidae. Bases 66 to 554 code for a protein of 162 amino acids.
AAGAGACACGUUGAGGAUGACGACUUCCGCACCGCGUGACUUGGAGGCCUCUUGGCACUUUCAAAAUGGCGUCGAAUGUUGUGUUGGCUGUUGUGUCGGCUGUGUGUGUGGCAGGUGUGCUGCUGGUGUGUUUCAUCGCCCAAAAGACCCCGGAUGUCAGUGUGGAUGUUCACGCACGUGCUGCGGCAGUAACGAAAGCUACAACAAGGGCCACCACACCCAAACCAGUCGUGUGUAUCCACUGCACUGAUCUCGACUGCUACACUUCUCCCGUGAGCUCCGCCUGCGUCGGCAACGACACCUACUGCAUCUCAACAGUCACCGACCACAGCACCGGCAACAGGAACAUCGUCAAAGGGUGUGCGUCACUACCACAGUGUCAGCAAAGUUAUUCAUCCACCCAGGCACAGCCUCGUUGUCGUGGCAUUGACCACCAGGUGUCAGGUUAUGCGAUCACGUGCUCCUUCUGCUGUAAGGGAGACAACUGUAACAACGGACCUCACCUGACGCCGAUAGAGGGCGUCCCGUUCGCGGGAAAGGCGAUAAUUGGCUAGCUAGAUAACCUACGAGAACAUUGGAACAUGGUCAUCUGAGAAACGAGCAAUCGUUUUUAGUUUAUCUGUUAUUACAAUACAGUAAACUACGGUUAUAACGAACUCAAAGGGACCACUAAUUUUAAUUCGUUAUAACCGUUUCGUUAUAAGCAUAUGGACAACAAAUAUAGAAAAAAUUGACUGAACUAAGAAACAGUUCGUUAUAUCCGGAAGUUCGUUAUAAGCGUAGUUUAAUGUACAUAAUGUGUUGGUUAAAUAAAUAAUCGUAAUGCUGAA